CUAAAAAGUGCUCUGCUUUUUGUCACUCGUUUCAUUCGCUCGCUAGUCCUCCACCGGAUUUGACUCGUCAAAAAUUGGUCUGAGUGUCAUUUCAAAAUUACACUAUAGCUGCUCUCGUGGGAAAUGAUGGUGUUUCCAUACCAAACAUCUGUUCAAGCAGCUUUUUACAUCAUUUAAUACCCACAGAGAAGUUCAAGAAAACCAAUGAUCCACAAACAGGAAAGUCUGAGGGCAGAACCUGUGAAACUUUCUCAUGGAGAGGAGGGAACUUUACGAUUCUAUCCUGGACCGAAGCAAACGUAUUAUGUGGCAGGACGACUGCUACAUGGAUCUUCAAACUACGUCUUCUUCACUCGCUUCACAAACUGAAAAUAAAGAUCUUUGUUGGAUCCAAAAGCAUCAAGAACAGCUGCAAAGAUUUAUUACCACGUCCUUCUUGGAUGGGAUCGUAACCCACCUGAGAAGGGUUGAAGUGCUGACUGCAACUGAGGAAACCAAGAUCAAGGAAGCAGGCCAGCUUCAGGACCAGGUUAUCAUGCUCACAACCAUUAUAUCUGGAAAGGACAGUCAAGGGACUGAUGCCUUCCGAGGCUUCAUAGAGAGCUCAGACUCUCUGCCGGCCCAGCUCAUCAUAAACCACGAUUCCAUGGUGAAAGAGCACAAAGAGGUGCUGUUAAGACAAUACGAACAGCACAGAGACAGAGAUUCAGUUAGCUGCCCCAAGUUGAACAUCUCCUCAAGAAACUUACUUCUAGUUGAUGGACUCUCUGACCUUCAGCAAAAGGAACAUGACUUAAUGCAGGUGGGGGUGACUCGAGGAGGGAAAAGAAAUCACCUCAGACAGUUGGGGCUGGCUAAACUCCUGGAGCCCCUGACUCGUGUUAGUUUACCUCCCAGAGUCUCAGUCACAGUUGGCGUUGCAGGUAUUGGAAAGACUACCUGGGUCCGACACUUCGUCAGACAGUGGUGCCAGGGGGCCUACUAUACAGAUGUGAGCUUCAUCUUGCCUUUCACUUUUUGUGAGCUCAACUCAUUGGAGAAACUGUCUGCAGAGAGGCUGGUGAAAAUGGCCUUCCCUCAUUUAACAGACCCCAGUCUGGUCUUGAGCAGCUCCUGUCGCACACUGUUCAUACUGGAUGGUUUGGAUGAAUUCCGCUGCACUUUAAAUUUCUCUGAUGCAGCAUCCUGUAACGACCCAAAGAAAGAGGUUUCCAUUGAUGACUUAGUAACAAACCUCAUUCGAGGGAAUCUGCUUCCUGAUGUAGCAGUGUGGGUAACAGCAAGGCCAGGAGUGGCCUCCCUUAUCCCUGGAGGAUUAGUUGACAGAGUGACCGAGAUCCCAGGAUUCAGCCAGAAGGAUAUUCAGCUCUUCCUUGACCAUCACUUCUCUGAAAAGGAAUAUGCCAAUAAAAUAUGGCCGCAUUUGGAGUCCCACAACAUCUUGAUGGUGAUGUGCUACAUACCUGGAAUCUGCUGGAUAGUAGCUGAUACUCUGAUGUACAUUAUGCAGAGUGGAACACAAGAGAGCCUUCCAAGAACUUUUACUGAGCUGUUUGCUCACUUCUGUUCUAUGAAGGCGGAAGUGGGUGAACCAAGAGGAAGGGAGCCUGUAAAAAUAGAGCAGCUUCAUGGUGGCAAUCGUAAACUGCUGGGCAACCUUGGGCGACUUGCAUUUUAUGGUCUCCUGAAACACAAGUACACCUUCAGUGAGCAGGACCUCAGAGCCUAUGGGAUAGAUCCACUGCUAACUCAAUGUAGUCUUGGUGCUGGAGUUCUUGUCAGAGAGGAAUCUGUCAUUUACACAACAUUCAGGUUUACCCAUUUGACUUUGCAGGAGUUUCUUGCAGCUACUUUCUACCAUGUCUCCUCCAAGCGGGCCAUCUUCGAUUUAUUCUCAGAGAGCACCAUGUCUUGGCCCAAGAUCGGUUUUCAGAACCACUUUAGGAGUGCCUUGCAGCACUCGCAACAAGCUGAAGAUGGGCACUUGGAUGUGUUUGUGCGCUUCCUGACAGGCCUGCUGUCCUCAGGGGUAGUCAAACCUCUUGCUGGCCUUCUGGCCCUUGGGAAGGAUGAUGGCAAUCAGAAGGCUUGGGCAGCAGGGUUUUUACAAGGCCUUUUGGUCAACGGGGGUGCUGUGGUAUCCCUGCGAGCAGUCAACCUGGCUUAUUGUUUACAGGAGCUGCAACAUACAGAGCUGCUGCGGAGUGUAGAGGAGGGUUUACAACUCCGCAGUCUGGCAGGGAAGUUAACAAGGGCUCACUGUGUCGUGCUAGGCUACCUGCUGCAUGUGUCGCCAGAGUGCAGUGAACAGACCAACUUAACAGGCUCUUUGACUUACUCAACAGUGAAGUGUUUGCUCCCACAGCUACUGUACUGCAGCCAUCUCAGGUUAGAGAGUAAUCAAUUCAAAGAUGAUGUCAUGGAAUUGCUUGGAAGCCUCCUGAGUGCUAAGGACUGCCACAUCCAAAAAAUAAGUUUAGCAGAGAAUGCCAUCAGCAGCAAAGGAGCCAAAGCCCUGAGUCGAGCCCUCUUGGUGAACCGGACACUGAUGUCACUUAAUCUCCGGAACAACAACAUCGGCUCUAAAGGUGCAAAGUUCCUGGCUGAGGCACUUAAAAUGAACCAAGUUCUGGUUUCAGUUAACUUUCAGAACAAUGCCAUUGAGGAGGAAGGUGCUCGGGCCCUUGCAGAAGUACUACAGUGCAACCGCAAACUGGUGUCUCUAAAUUUGCAGAAGAAUAUGAUCGGAGCAGGAGGAGCCAAGAGGAUUGCAGAUGCACUGAAGGCAAACCUGACGCUCACAAAGCUGAUUCUUUGUAGUAACCAGCUGGGGGACAAAGGAACAAUCGCUCUUGCAGAGGCUCUGACAGUCAACCACACUUUGCUCUCACUUCAGCUGCAGAGUAACUCUAUCAGCAACAAGGGGAUGACAGCCUUAACAAAGGCACUGAGGUCAAACCGAGGUCUUCUCUCUCUGAAUUUAAGGGAGAACUCGAUUGGAGUGGAAGGAGCAAAGAACAUGGCAUACGCCCUCCGUGAGAACCACUCUCUGCAGGACCUUGACCUUACAGCCAACUUGUUGCAUGAUGAAGGGGUUCAAGCUAUAGCUGGAGCAAUCAAGUUAAAUCAAGGCCUCAUAUCUUUGCAUCUUCAGUGGAAUUUCAUCAAGUCCUCUGCCACAAAAGCUCUGGCUGAUGCGCUCGCCUCCAACACUGUAAUGCAGCUCUUAGAUCUACAGGAGAAUGCUAUUGGGAAUGAAGGAGUAAUUUUUCUAGCUGAAGCCUUGAAGACCAAUGCCUCGCUGCGUACAUUAUGUCUCCAGGGUGUCUCAGCAGGCACAAGUGGCGCCAUUGCAAUGGCUGACGCUCUUACAAUGAACCAAACCCUGCAAACAUUGGAUCUACGUGGGAACACUGUUGGGAUGGAGGGAGCCAAGAAGUUGGCAAACGCUUUGAAAAGCAACAGAAGCCUCAAGUCUCUUAACUUGCAGGAGAACUCUCUUGGUAUGGAUGGAGCCAUAUUCAUUGCAACAGCUUUGAAAGGAAACCACCAAUUAACAUACAUCAGUUUGCAGGGAAAUGGCAUUGGAGAAUCUGGAGCAAAGGUCAUAUCUGAUGCGAUAACAGCCAACGCUCCGGGCUGUGUGGUCGACAUCUGACUGAGGACAGACAAUAUUGCCCUGAGGAACAUCGUAUAAGAUGUAGCAAGGAGUAUAUUAGUAACCGAUUGCGGUUUGUUGGUACUUGACUAUUCUCUGUAAUGUUAAGAUUAGUUUCAGUGUAAUUUUAUUUUCGUAUUUAUUUUAAAGUCGUCAUUAAGUUAGAAGUGCCCAGAGAGUUGGAAAGGGCUUGUAUAGGAUGAGAACAUGAAAUAUGGCACCAAUUUGUGUUAGUUUUACUCAGCCAAAAUUAUAAGGAGGAGUUGCAUCUCUCUUAAGUUGACAUCACUCAUUACAAAUGCUCUUUUUGCACAACUUGAAUUGGCAACCAGAAAUAAAAACAGAUUCAGGCUCUGAUUCAUGCAGCCAUUUUCAUUCACACUCAUCGACACUCCUGCUGUGCCGACAGAUUUUUUUUUCCAAUGAAACAGCCAUGAACUCAUUAUUCCUUGAAGUCUCACUCAGGCUAGAAAACUUCAAGUAAAGCGCAGCGUAUGGACCCCAACUGCAGCACGAAAGGAAACUGGCAGAUAUAGUCACACACACACACUUAUUUCAACAGCAGGUAAUCACGGCCCAAACUAAACAAUGUCUCUGUUAGCCGGCUGAGGAAUGUAUAUGAAGGUAGACAUGUUGCAAAAUGUGAGUGCUUGUAGAAUGUGCUGUGAGAACUUGAAGGGGGAAAAAAAAAAAAAAAAACAACCAUACUUUACCCCAAUUUUUUUUUAUUACUACUGGUGCCUAUUAUCCUUGACAACCACAGCUCUGUGGUUACAACUUCUCGAAUCUGCCGCUACAACUGCACAAACUACUUUUCUCACGUGAAAUGCCCCUGGCGGCAGUAACCGUCUCAUGGCUAUAUUGCUGGCCGCUGCAGCCUUCUUCACAAACUAUGAACUGUGAGAGGAUGUCCAGGACACGAGGUGAUUUGAUGUCAAUAAAACAUUUGAUGUCGAUGUGGGGGGGCAUUUCUGCGAGUACAAAUUUGUUUUGCUACAGACGUCUCGCAAAGUGUGUUGCAAAACUCAAGCAGCGCAGAUUCACGAGAGAAGUAGUAUGUGCAGUUGUAGCGGCAGAGUCGAGAAGUUGUAACCACAGAGUUGUGGUUGUCAAGGAUAAUAGGCACCAGUGAUAAAAAUAAAUUAAUUAUGAUUUUUACAUACAAGUUCACUUUUUUUCCCUUCAAGUUCUCACAUCAAAUUCUACAAGCUCUCACAUUUUGCAACAUAUCUACCAUUAUAAAUGUAGCCCCUGAUGGCACAGAAAAACAUACCAGACCUGAUCGUGCAGAACAAUCAAAGCAGGGAACACGGGAAAAAUUCACUUCAGCCCAGAAAACAGGCAAACAGGAACCAGGAGACCCUGAAGCAAAACUUGUGGUCGGGACAGAAGGCUGAGGUAAUUACCAGGCUUUAGCUGGAGAAGGUGAUUAAAAGGUAGGCAGGGUCAGUACCGGUAAAUCAGUCCAAGGGAUCCCGCUAGAAAGCCGGGCAUGAAUGUGAUGACGAUCUCGCAAUGAGUGAGCAUGGAGCAGCAGCUUUUGUAGUGGCUUGAUUACUGAUCAGCUGCAGCUUAGAGAACAGGUGAGCUGAGUGAGCUGAUGAGGUGGCUGACAGGUAGAGUGAGAGGGAGGCAGUCUGAAUGGAAAAGUACUGAGAGGCAGAGCAGGGCUGUGAAACUUGAAUGCUCUUAUGGUGUCUUACUGCUGGCUUAAAAUCCUUUAUAUUUCACAAAUCCUUAUCAUUUAUCAGCCUCACCUGAUGAGCAGAUGAUAGAGAAAAUCAGAAGGGAUAUUUUAAAGUUAAACAAUAUAUUUGAUGACCAGGUAGCUGUAUUAGACUACUGCUUAUGAUAACCUCCAGCCACACCCUAACACUAUGAUAUUGUUACUUGAUGCAAUAUGAAAACCAAACAUUACUCGGUAGUAGUUAUGGAGACAGCCUUGAGUAGAAGCAGUAAAAUAAGAAUGAUUUGACAGUUUCCCAAUGUUUACACCACUUUCAAACCUAAAACAAACCCACUGACAUUAUAUAGUAACGGCAUUUUCAUUUUACACUGAGCACAGCAGAGGAAAAUGGCCCAACAGCUGUCUCUAGGUAGUAAUUUUAUUUUCGUCUGUACUUCAUUUACUUUGAUCACCAUAGAAUUAAGACGCCUGUGAAGCAUUUCGGCAACAGCUCUAAUUGUAGCUUUCUGAAUUAGCUAACAGCCAAAUACAGCCAAAUGUUGCAAGCAGCCCUUCUCACACAUUUGCCACCCUAGUUUGUUGGUAGCAAUUAGCCUCUUGGCAUUGAGUUUAAUAUUCAAACACUUCUUGGUUUGCAGAAUGGUUUAGAUGUCUGAGCUGAAUGUGUUCACAGCUGCUGCAAAUAACCUCUGAAGCUCAACACCAUUACAACCCAUUUGCUCUCUAACAUAUGCAUAUGCUUUCCUCUUCUCGAGUCUUACUUUGUGUUGGACAAAAAAUGUCAUGGUCAGAGUUUCUCUCUCCGUUACUUUUAGAUCAAAUGUGAUAUAACCUAUAAAAAAUUUGAAUGUGAAAUGUAUUGAAUGAAUGUGUAAGGUAAAUACUAAGGAGUAAAUACAUUUAUUUUUCAUUGUGAAA
Messenger RNA from Labrus bergylta (ballan wrasse), 6263 nucleotides. RefSeq names its product NLR family, CARD domain containing 3 (gene nlrc3). The record is from RefSeq and is a predicted model, not a curated record. Gene Ontology annotation, molecular function: protein binding. Gene Ontology annotation, biological process: intracellular signal transduction; regulation of apoptotic process. NCBI's taxonomy places the organism in Eukaryota, Metazoa, Chordata, Actinopteri, Labriformes, Labridae.